Molecule: messenger RNA, 1109 nt
Organism: Aspergillus versicolor CBS 583.65
Lineage: Eukaryota; Fungi; Ascomycota; Eurotiomycetes; Eurotiales; Aspergillaceae
Exons: 3
Coding region: 184-1041 (285 amino acids)
Source: RefSeq, a predicted model, not a curated record
AUCACAGUCCGCCAUAUCCUGAAUACAUGGAAAUAGUCCGUAAGCCAUGGCAGCUCCGGUACGGCGGCGCCACCGCAUCAGCGUCAGCAUCAGCAUCAGCCUCAGCCUCAGCUGAAUAUCAACGCGGGCUCCAACAUUUAUCUUCUUUAUUCUUCAUCUUCCUCAUCUUCAUCAUCCCUCGCAAUGUCGCGCCCAACUCAGAAAGAACCACGACUCGCAAGUCCGCUCGGCGGCCCGCAUGUUCUCUUCGAUGGCUCGCUCAUCAUCGAGUUCCUGCAGCCGGCGCCCGAGCUGGACGCGUCUUUUCUCUUCCGCGCGACAUAUGUUGGCGGCCACGAGUUGAUCAAGGCAGGAAAAAAGCAUCCUCAGGCCCCUCCCCUGCAUAUCCACUUCAGCCAGUCCGAGUCCUUCAUAAUUGAAUCGGGCGCUAUCGGCACUACGACGACCUAUGACUGCAUUGACAGUGUCCAUACCCCAUCAGCAAGCCAUCUCCAGAGUGUUCCUCGAAGAGGCCUUUCUCCGCCUGUCCCUAGCCGGACCGUAGAUGGCGUCACUGAGAUUCGACCCUGGCUGCCGCAUAAUUUUUGGCCGGUCGCCCCUGACCACCCAUUCUGGUCAACUGAAGAGGGACAGCAAUACGAAGCCACCCUGCCGAACGGCCGCAAUACUGACACGACAGCCCUUAUCUGGGGCCAUCCCAGGACCGGCGGUGAUACGGCCACUGGGAAACUGAAGUCGGACUUUCCACCGGAUAUGGAUGGAGCGUACUUCCUGGCUCUCCUGUCCUUCGUUGAUGCCAUCAGUGCACAGCGCGUCGCUAUGAAUUUGAGUACAGCAGCAACAUUAUUUGGCCUCCAGACGGAGAGUGAUUCGGCGGCGGUCAUCCUCGCACCGACAGCUUGGUGGCUUGGGCCACUGAGAUGGAUGAUUCCGUGGUCAGCACAAUGUGCGAUGGAACGGGUUCGCAAGAUUUGUGGUGGGAAGGACAUUGCGAACGUGGUGGAGGAUAUCAUUGAGGAGCAGGUGGUUAAGCGGCAGUAAUACUCUACUAUAGUCUCACGAUAACGCCCUUCUUAAUGGAUUUGUCUAUAUACCACGCAGUAGCGGUA